Messenger RNA from Sitophilus oryzae (rice weevil), 756 nucleotides. RefSeq lists its product as uncharacterized. Gene Ontology annotation, molecular function: DNA binding. Lineage: Eukaryota; Metazoa; Arthropoda; Insecta; Coleoptera; Curculionidae. Gene Ontology annotation, cellular component: nucleus. The record is from RefSeq and is a predicted model, not a curated record. The coding region runs from base 1 to 756 and encodes 251 amino acids. The transcript has a single exon.
AUGAAUGCCAUAGGCACUUACGUCCCUCCUGCUCUUAUUUAUCCUCGUCAAAGGAUGAAUGAGGAACUAAUGAACGGUGCUCCCGCUGGUAGCAUAGCUUUUACGCAAGAAAAAGGUUGGAUGACCAGUGAAAUUUUUUGUAAAUGGCUAAAGCAUUUCGUAAGAUAUACGAAAGCGUCUAAUGAGAAUAAAACUCUUUUACUUCUUGAUGGUCACAGUAGUCAUAAAAGUCUUGAAUCUCUACAAAUUGCAAAAGAAAAUGGUGUUAUUGUGUUUUGUUUUCCUGCACACUGUUCUCAUCACGUUCAACCUUUGGAUGUUGGAUUUUUUCGUCCACUUCAUACCUACUUUGAUCAAGAAAUCCAGUUAUGGCUGCGUCAAAACCCGGGAAAAGCAGUAACCCAAUUCAAAAUAGCAGGUCUUCUAAACCAAGCCCAUUUAAAAAGUGCAGUCCCAUCAAAUGCGAUAAAUUCGUUCAAGAAGACGGGCAUCCAUCCUUUUAACCCCCAUGUUUUUGAGGACUGGCAGCUUGCACCAGCUCUAGCAACAGAUAAGCAGAUGUCCGAAACUCGAGGCGAUAUCAACGAAAACCAAAUGGAAUUAGACAUUCAAGACCAACCAAGUACAUCUUGUCAUAACUUGUCUUCAUCAUCAGUUCUCGACAUCUCGGUAAAAGAAAUUUUGCCCCCACCACAAGCAAUAGCCAUUGGUGCUGAUAAGGAAGCAAGAGAAGGCGUGGAAAAACUGGCCAUUUAA